UUUGACCUGAACAACAGGCUGACUCUCAUUGCUCUGCUGGAGGUCUUGAGCCAGAAGAAGAUGUUCAGGAAGUACCACACCAGGCUCACCUUCAGGCAGAUGAGGCUGGAUAAUGUCUCUUUGGGGCUGGAGUUUCUGGACCAGGAGAAUGUCAAGAUGGUGUCUAUAGGUGAGUAAGAUGGUGAAAGGCUCAGUGAUGAAGUUCAGUCUGAGGAUGAAGUUAAUUAAAUAAUGUUACACUUUUUGGUCACGCUUUACAUAAGGUUGCAUGGGGUUGCAUUACACCAAUACAGUAUGUAUUUUUUAUUUCUAGGUGCCAUUACUUGUAACUAUACAGUAGCUAUAAUUUAACUGACUUGAAACAAUUUGGCCAGUUUCCUAUGAUUCAGUUCAGUCAUUGUUUUAUGUACCCCACCUGCAGUUACCGUGUACAGCCUAGUAAUUACAAAGUAAUUGGGUAUAAUAUAGUGUUGCCCCUACAGACAGUAAAGCCAUAGUAGAUGGGAAUAUGACGCUGGUUCUAGGGUUGGUGUGUACCCUGAUCCUACACUACUCCAUCUCUUCUCCUCUACUGGAGGAUGGGGGCCAGGACAAGACCAAGAAACAGACCCCUGAGCUUAGGCUGCUGGGGUAG
Molecule: messenger RNA, 634 nt
Organism: Coregonus sp. 'balchen'
Lineage: Eukaryota; Metazoa; Chordata; Actinopteri; Salmoniformes; Salmonidae
Source: the annotation of a GenBank genome assembly